AUGGAGUGCCCGCACAUAGAGCAAGUUUUCACGAACGAAAAGACCCGAGAUGGUGUUCUGAGAACUUACAACUUGAUUCUCCAGAUCAUCGACAAAUGUGACAUGAAAAAUCGAGUUUUACAUUCGAUGAAAUGCUAUGAAUGUCAGGAGAUCAACGCUGGUGCUACGUUUAUGUGCUUGCAAUGUGGAAUUUGUGGAUGUUGGAAUAAACAGCAUUUUUAUGCGCAUAGUAGAAGCGCAGGACACAUUUUUGGUGUGAACUCGAGUAACGGACUCUUGUUCUGCUUCAAAUGUGGGGAUUAUAUCGGUGGAAGCGAAUUGAUUUGGCAAUCUAGUUUGAUGAAUGAAUGGCCCAGAGUCGCAGCGCAAACGCGGGACCCACCGUUUUGGAAACGUGAUGGACUCUGUGGGCUCGUGAAUAUGGGAUCUACUUGUUUUAUGAGUUGCAUUUUACAAACACUUGCACAUAACCCGUACUUUUCACAACACUGUUUGCAACAGACGCAUUUUGCACAGUGCGAUUUGCAGGACGGUACCAGGUGUAUGUCUUGCGCGUUUGAUCAAGUCAUGUCGAAUUUUUAUGGCACCAGCGGUGCCGACGCCGGCGCCACUGCCAGCGGCCGCGAUCUCGCAUCCCAGCAGCAAGGUUUUAUUAAUCUCUUAAUCUGUUCUUGGAAAAUGAACAAAAGUCUGGCCGGUUAUUCACAACAAGACGCACACGAAUUUUGGCAAUUUUUCCUUAAUCAGCUUCACAACGACCAUACCAGGAUACGGGGCAAAAAAACUGCCUCGAAAUCGAUGGCGAAAUCCGGCUCUUGCGAUUGCAUCGCCCAUACGACUUUCGAAGGUCUUUUAAGAAGCUCUAUCAGGUGUUCUGAAUGUCAAGACGACACGACAACGACUUUCGACCCCAUUUUCGAUCAAUCGCUCGAUAUCAAAAACAAAACCACGUUGGAAGAAUGCUUGGAAAGCUUCCACAAGGGUGAAAAGCUCACAGAUUUUAAUUAUAAGUGCCAAAAAUGUGGUUCACAACAGAGUCCACUUAAAGAAUUAUCCGUUGCACGACUUGCACCAAUACAUGUACUACAAUUGAAAAGAUUUGAGCAUCUUGUCGGCGGUAAUAGCGUAAAGAUUGACGCUUUUGUCAGUUUCCCACAGUAUUUGAAUAUGGGCCGCUUCUGUUAUCGCGAUGGUGUAAAAACCCCCCCUAAUAUGAUUUACGAACUCAUCGGCGUCACCACGCAUGGUGGAUCCGUUAAUCAAGGUCACUACACGAGCAUGUGUAAAAUUCCAGGUGGUCAAUGGUUUAAAUUUAAUGACUCAAUGGUCACUAGCAUUGCAGAAAGCGCGGUUUUGAAGCAGCAAGCAUACCUAUUAUUUUACGUGCUUCGCCCAUCUACAUGA
Lachancea mirantina is the source of this 1404-nucleotide messenger RNA. The record is from the annotation of a GenBank genome assembly. Lineage: Eukaryota; Fungi; Ascomycota; Saccharomycetes; Saccharomycetales; Saccharomycetaceae.